UUCCCCCCUUGCUUAUUUUCAUAUUUUAUAGAACUCAUUCACGUAAGAAGUUAGGUUGUGAAUUUGUGUAUGCUUCGAAAUAUUUUUAUUCUUAUAUUCUUAUCAUCUCGAUGUUAUUGUUUGUAGGAUUUAGAAUCAUAAAUCAUACUUCUGGUGUUCAUAAAAUAUGAAAAUCUUGAUUAUAUUGCAAAUAAUCAAUUAAUUAACGGGUUUUUUUAAUUAAUAUUUAGGGCGUACUAUAGUGUAGUUUUUUUAUUUUAAUUUGUACUAUUGUAUUUGUAUAUUACAUAGUGGAUUCUUGUCCCUUUUGACACUAUAAUUUGUUAAUAAAUUUUAUUUAAUGUAAUAAGUCCUGCUCUCAACUACCUUAUCGACCGUACGGUAUCAUAGUUCGACAACCUGCUACAUCUCAUUCAAGCGCUGCUAGUUCUGUGUAAUAUAGCCGCAACUGUCAACACGUGUACUAAUGUGUUCAAGUGUUAAUAUAAUCAUUUAAUUAUAUAGUUAAAAUAAAGUUCAUCAUGCAGUGAGUAACUGUGGAAUAACUGUGUCUCACGUUUCAUCGACAGUAUUGACAACAAAGGAAUAUUACCACGUCUUAUCUCCGUUAGCAGUCUAACAUCGCAUCGUUAUCCAGUGUUAUACAUGAAAUGGCGGAUCAUCUAUCUACUACGACGAGCAUCGAGGUUAUAUGGACUCUUAAUGUUCCAUGAAGUACAAAGUUCCAUCGAAGAGCUCUUCACUCUCAGCGGCUAUAUCAAUGGGAUUUUUAGGAAUCAGCAUUUUUUCUGCAUGGUUUUCAAGAGCAUACUGUGCAUCAUUCAAUUCUUCAUCACAACCCUAGCAUUUACUGGUCAUUUCUUUAUUUAUCUUUUCAUGAAUUUUCAACCUCAAAAUGUCACUUCAAAAUAGGAAACGAAGAGCAAUUUGCUACAAUUCAGAAACAGACUCGGAAGUCGAAAAUGACUUAACCAAAAACAAACGUGAUAGGAAGAAUGGAAAAAAAUUGAGAACACUAAGUUUGUCCGAAUCAGAAGAUUCCGAUGUUCACGGAGAGACGACACGUGGAAAAAUAAUCUGGUCAUAUGAAAAUUUGAAACCCCAAAUGCAUAAAUUUGAUUCCCACAAUUCUGGCAUGACAAUCCAGCUUAAUCGAUCUGCAACUCCGAUCGAUUAUUUCCAACUAUUUUUCUCUGAAGAAUUAGUGUCAUUUAUUGCAGAAAAAACGAAUGAAUACCGCAAAUUCAAGAUGGACAAUUUUAAGCGCUCUUUUCUAAAACCUCACGAAAGAGAAACAACAUUGAGUGAAAUAUACAAUUUCUUUGUAAUUCGUUUACUAAUGUCGCGAGUAAAGAAAUUACAUUUUUCUGAAUAUUGGACAAAGGAUAAAUUUUUGCGAACCGAUGUUUUUGGCAAAAUUAUGAAUAGAGAUAGAUACGUUUUUCUAUUACGCAUUCUUUACUUCAGUAAAAUUGAGUUAGUUAAUUCCGAUAGACUGAUAAAAAUUAGAGAAUUUUGUAAUAAGCUCCGUCGUUCUUUUCAAAAUUGCUUUAUUCCAUUCCGCCAUUUAUGCGUGGAUGAAAGUUUAUUGCUAAAGGGACGGUUAUCAUUCCAGCAGUUUAUCCCGUCCAAACGGAAUAGGUUUGAUAUCAAGUCUUUUGUAUUGUGCGACUGCAAAACGGGAUUCGUACUAAAUUUUGUUGUAUAUGCGGGCAGCGAUUCCGAAAUAACAAAAAUGAACGAAAAAUAUCUAGGAAAAUCGGCUGAGGUUGUACUCACAUUAUUGAAUUCAUAUUUAGGUAAGGGGCACACAUUGUUUGUUGACAACUGGUAUACCAGCCCGACCUUAUUCAGUUAUUUACAUGAUAAUAAAACUAACGCGUGCGGCACUGUAAAGUCGCGAAGAAGAAAAAUGCCUGUAAUGAAGGAAAAACUAGACAAAGGUGAAAUAUGCUUCCGAUCAUCGCCUAAUAUGCUCGCUCUCAAGUGGCAAGACAAACGGGAGGUAUAUAUGUUGUCAACUUCCCACUCCGCGGAUUAUAUAAAUACUAAAAAAAUAAACUAUCGGACCGGAGAAAUUAUUCAAAAACCGUCUUGUAUUGUUGAUUACACUGCCAAUAUGGGUGUAGUCAACAAUAGGGACAAAGUUAUAUCGAGUGUACAAUCAGUCCGAAAAAGUGUCAAAUGGUAUAAAAUAUACUUUUUCCAUCUGCUUGAUGUGGCAAUCUGGAACGCGUAUUGUUUAUAUAAGCUUCAAGAAAAAGAAAAAGUAACAAUGCGAGCGUUUCACCUUAGAUUACUUAAAGAAAUUUUCGAAAAAUUCGGUUAUACGAAUAACGUUAGCUCUAACAAAUCUAUCGCUGAUCAUCCCUUCAGACUAAGUGGGAGACAUUUUCCAUCGUACUGUAGGUCCACAAGAUCUAAAAAAGCGUUACGAAACUGUAUCGUAUGUUCGAAGAAUGAUGUAAGACGAAGAUCGCGCUAUGAGUGUGAAGAUUGUAACGUAGGUCUAUGUGUCAUACCGUGCUUUAAAAUAUAUCACACUCAAUUGUAUUAUUAAUUAUUAAAGUAAAUUAUUAACCUCUUAGGUAUGGCUGAAUUUUGCACGGGGCUGUUUCUCUGUAUGGCUGAGUUUGACGCGAAUUAUGCUUAAACGAUACAGUACCGCAAUGUAUGACAGAUAAUGCUGUUCUCUACGCAAGCACAUUGGAAUGAAGUUUUUGAUAACUAAAUUAUAAUUUUUCUUAAAGACGUGAUGCAUAUACUUUAACUUAUAACUAAUACUAGCUGUGUAUUUAUUGUUUAUUCUUUUUAUGCUAUUAUUUUGAUCGUUAAACGUAACAAGUUUAUAAACUGACAAUUGACAUACAGAAAUAGUAGCAUGACGAUCAGUACAUGGAGGUAAGGAGGAUUAAGUGGUGAGGUGAAGAACAAUUAUACUUUCCUAUACUUCUGAGAAAUCGCUCACGAAGUUAUCUCAUGCUAAGCCAAAGUUUGUGUGACUCAGGGGGUCGCUAGCCGUUUGUCAAUUGAGCCCUACAGAAAAUCGGGAUUUUUGUAAAUGCUGUUGAGGUUAACACGAAAACUUCGCAAGAAAAUAAACAUGGAUAUGUUUCUAAUUGCAGCAACGGAUAAAAAAGACAGCUCCUCGAAAAUAGCUUCGCUGGCGCGUAUAUCGUAAGUCGUAUUGACUGUUGCAAAGCGUUAAUUCGUGACCAAAAUUAAAUUUCACAAUUUCAAUUUAAAAACAUUUUCUUUUUUUUUUUAAUGAAUUCACGACCCCCAAAGCUCAAAAUUCACACAUUUCUUCUUUUAGAUGUUUCUAUGACUAUAUAUAGGAUUAUGCAAACACAAUAAUAAAAUUGACAUUAGCUGUUUUCAUUAUUCAUUAUUGUUAAAAUAAGUAUUAACGAAUGACAAUUAAUUGUUAUUUAAAAAAUGGAUACGUUUUUAUUAUUUUCUAUUAACCCUUUGCACUCGGAGCCAUUUCGCGGCUUAUCUGCCAGUAACUCACCGAUGUCCUUCCAGAAAAGUGUGUGAACAGGAAUCGUGUCAUAUUCAAAUAGUUUAACUUCAGAAUCUAGUAAUUUAUUCUCAUGUCUGGUUUAUUAGAUAUUAAGAAACAUAUUUAUAACAAAAAAAUUACAAUUUUGUAUCUUACAUUUUUUCAACGAGUAGUAAGGUAUACCGAUAUGCAUCGCAAGCUCCUUGAUAUACGUUGAAUAAAAGUAAUUUGCUUAGCGUCUACCA
Bombus terrestris (buff-tailed bumblebee) is the source of this 3750-nucleotide messenger RNA. RefSeq names its product piggyBac transposable element-derived protein 4. Lineage: Eukaryota; Metazoa; Arthropoda; Insecta; Hymenoptera; Apidae. The record is from RefSeq and is a predicted model, not a curated record. The transcript has 5 exons. The coding region runs from base 896 to 2560 and encodes 554 amino acids.